CAUUUUACUAUAAAUUACCUUUGUCUAACUAAAACCAUGAAAACACCAUAGAUCAAUCAAGAAAACACAAACAAACAAAACAAAGAAUGAAGAAAGAGAAUGAAACAGUGAUAGUUGUUGGAGCAGGCCCUUCUGGUCUCUCUGUUGCAGCAACCUUAACAAACCAAUCCAUUCCUUACAUAAUCCUCGAAAGAGAAAAUUGUUUUGCAUCACUAUGGAAAAAAUAUUCAUAUGAUCGUCUUCAUCUUCAUCUCAAAAAACAAUUUUGCGAACUUCCACACAAACCAUUUCCAUCUUCUUUUCCAUCAUACAUUCCAAAAGAAAAGUUUUUGGAUUAUUUAGAUGACUAUGUUUCUCACUUCAAAAUCAAUCCUCUGUAUCAUAGAACAGUGGAAUCUGCAGAGUUUGAUGAAGGUAAUGAGAAAUGGAAAGUGAAAGCUAUGAAUAAAGAUUCUGGUGAAGUUGAGGAAUAUGAUGGAAAGUUUUUGGUUGUGGCUAGUGGUGAAACUAGUGACCCAUUUGUACCUGAAAUUGAAGGGUUGAAGAGUUUUCCUGGGAAAGUGAUUCAUUCAACUGUGUUUAAGAAUGGAAAAGAGUUUAAAGAUGAACAUGUUCUUGUUGUUGGUUCUGGGAAUUCUGGUAUGGAAAUUGCUUUGGAUCUUAUCAACCAUGGUGCUAAAACAUCAAUUGUUGUUCGUAGCCCGGUUCAUUUUUUGUCAAGGGGAAUACUAAAUUUGGGGUUGUUUUUGAUGAAGUAUUUGUCAAUGGAGAUGGUAGAUUCAGUGAUGGUGAUGCUUAGUAAAAUUGUUUAUGGGGAUGUCACAAAUUAUGGGGUUAGUAGGCCUAAUGAGGGACCCUUUUAUAUGAAGGUCAAAUACGGCAAGUAUCCUGUUGUUGACGUUGGAACCUAUCACAAAAUUAAGUCCAGAGAAUUAAAGGUGUUGCCAGCAGAAAUAGAAUGCGUAAAUGGCAAGGAUGUUCUCUUCAAAAAUAGCCAUUUGCACACUUUUGACUCUAUUAUUUUCUGCACCGGCUUCAAAAGAUCAACCCACAAGUGGCUUAAGGGGGAUGAUUACCUUUUGAAUGAUGAUGGUAUUCCGAAGCCGAGUUACCCAAUUCAUUGGAAGGGAAAGAAUGGUUUAUAUUGUGUUGGACUAUCAAGGAGAGGUUUCUAUGGAGCUGCUGGAGAUGCUGAAAAUGUAGCAAAUGAUAUAAGAUCCAUCUUGCAAAAUCUAUGAACCAACAGAUAUUGCCCUUAUCUUUGAUUAGCUGCUUGUUCCCAAUUAGCUUAAUUUUAAGUAACAUGUUAAGUCUUUUUAUCUUUGUUUUUUAGUGACUUUUUUUUUAUAGACGAAAUGACACAGUCGUUGAAAACUCAUACAUCAAAAGUGGUGCUGCUUAGACUUGAGAGGGUGCAUAUGCACCCCCGACAUUUUAGUAUUCAUACCUACAAUCCUAUCCUAUUAAAAAUAAUUCUUGCACAUCCUAA
Messenger RNA from Trifolium pratense (red clover), 1489 nucleotides. Its product is annotated as probable indole-3-pyruvate monooxygenase YUCCA10. The transcript has 4 exons. Gene Ontology annotation, molecular function: NADP binding; flavin adenine dinucleotide binding; monooxygenase activity. Lineage: Eukaryota; Viridiplantae; Streptophyta; Magnoliopsida; Fabales; Fabaceae. Bases 87 to 1238 code for a protein of 383 amino acids. The record is from RefSeq and is a predicted model, not a curated record.